This is a messenger RNA of Camarhynchus parvulus, 8223 nucleotides long. RefSeq names its product N-deacetylase and N-sulfotransferase 2 (gene NDST2). The record is from RefSeq and is a predicted model, not a curated record. Gene Ontology annotation, molecular function: heparan sulfate N-sulfotransferase activity; deacetylase activity. The transcript is spliced from 15 exons. Gene Ontology annotation, cellular component: Golgi apparatus. Bases 3966 to 6605 code for a protein of 879 amino acids. Lineage: Eukaryota; Metazoa; Chordata; Aves; Passeriformes; Thraupidae.
GCCAGUACCUUGGCAUAGUCAUUUCAUUAAUGGGAAGCUUUAUUAGCUUGAGUCCUGCAGAGAUAGACAAGAAAGGCAGAGAAAGAGACAGAAAACUGUCAUCCAGCUGCCAUUGAAAAUGGGAAAAGAUUGCUCUGAUAACCUCUAAAAUCUGGUUUUAUUAGAAUUACUUAUGCUCUUAUAGGUAAGAAGGUAUUAAUCUUCUUGCAGAAAUUUUUUUCUAAAUUUUGUGAGGCAGUGUGGGAUUUUCUUUGGUAGGGAAACUAUUAAAACUGAGGGUGAGCUGGAAUAGGAGACAAGGUGCUAGGAAGAAAAAGGGAGGAACUGUGAUUUUUAGUGGGAAGUUAUUUUUUUCAUCAAAAUCUGCCUUUUUGCUUUGGUAAACACUUGAGGUGACCUGUAUUGAAUAUUGGAUAUUUAAUGUUUGUGGUGAUUUAGGAUGACACCUGGAAGAUAAAACCCUGAGAGCAUCACAGUCUCAGCCCUGGCCUAUGCCAGGAACCUCAGAGAACAUGGCCUGUGUUCCAUGGGAGGAGAAAAUUAGGGGAAUGCUCUGGUUGGACACAAAAUAGUGCUCCCGAGGCAAAAAGGCAAUGGUUAGAGACUGUGAACUCUGUUAUGUGUCCUCAGGUACCCAGUUCUGCUGCUGACAUGGUAAAUGUCCAAGUUUGUGUUCUCUUUCUCAGUUUUUCUGUCCUGUAGAUCAGAAAAACUAUACUUAGCCUGUUUUAGGGAGAGCUCUGCUAUUCUGUUGACAGAAGGCUUAAAUGCUGUUGUAUUUGAACAGUUGUGUUUUUCUUUUGACAGUUGAGUCAGACUUGAGUCUGGGUGAGGGUGAGAUGGCAGAGCCUUUGCCUGGUGAAAAUGGUGGUUUGGAAGUACAAAGUGAUUUAAGUGUUGGCAGUUGGGAAGUUAUUUUCCUUUGGUUUAUACAAUUCAGGUUAGACUGGUAGUUAAGAUGAAGAGAAGGAAUGAGAAAAGAACUGUUUCCCAUGAAAAGCCUUAUAAUCUGCAGAUGCCUUAGUUCAUGGGAGUGUCAGUGUGUUCAGGACAGUGUGAGGGUUAUGCAGUUUACCAGCAAGAUGGUUUGUUAUCUAAGGCUGGACAAAUUUCUGUAUGCACUCCUAAGAUGGAAUAGGCAGUUUCCCCUUAUGUUUUUGCUGAUUUAUGAGGUAACUCAAAUGAAGCAUUGUCUCUGACUUUGUCUGUUGUAAAUCUAGGGAAACAAAAGGAACAUGCAUUUUCAAAAAAAUGAAUAGAAAAAUAUAGCUUAGGAGUGUCAAAACACCUAAGCAAAGUGAUGCUUAACUGAAAGGGGGUUGGUUAGUCAUCCACUUUGCAAAUUCUCUUUUUGUAUUGAGGAUGGAAGAAGAUUAGUGAGAUGAAAAUCUGUGUUAUUACAGAGAUAAGAAUGGGUUAUGGCUGGGUCCCAAAGGAGAAGGAAUUUUUUAUUAUUAAAAAAACCCAACCCUUUGCUGUGAUUCAUGUGUAAUGCUUAGACAAUUACAUGCAAAAAAAUUACAAUAGUAGUGUACAGCAUGGUGUAUAUAUCUGUAAAUGUAUGUACAAAUACUGACGUAACAUAAAUUUAGAUCCUGACCCAGUGCUUGUUCAAUUCAGUGGAAAUGCUUCUGAUGGUUCUGACAAGCAUUUGAUCAGAUUCUCACACUGACACUGGAAUGUGUUCUGAAGCUCAAACCAGAUCUUCUGCUUUAGAAUAUUUUUUUCUAACUGCCUUAAAAUGGAGCAGAGUUGAUUCCAAGUCUUAAAAAAUAUUUGCCCUGCACAUGGGACCUUUCUGUGUUUUUUUUCUACUGAAACACUGAUAGUAUACAGUGAUAAUACUCCCUUGCCAUGUUGCACAAUUUUUGCAUAGAGUAAGAACCAUAAAACAGCAGAAUAUGCUGACUUACAGGGGACCCAUCAGGAUGAACGAGUCCAACUCCUGUCUUUGUGCAGGACACCCCAAGAAUCCCACCAUGUGCCUGAGUGCAUUGUCCAAACUGACAGCUCAUGUACUUUCUCUCUCAAGUAGUGGAAGAAUGUUGUUGGCCCCACAAGGGCAUGGUAGGUCAAAGUUUUGGCUCAGUCUACAAGUCUAAAAGGCUUUUCACUUAGUGAAACCAUAAAGAAACCUCCAGCUGGCUGGAUGCCUCUCUUAAAAAUACAAGUGUGGCCUUAUUCCGAAAUGAUGCUCAGGGAAAGUUGUGCAUGCCUCAAUGUCUUGGGAUGAGAGGAGUGGGAGGGGGACCUUUGCUGAGAUUCCAGUGAAGCCAGGAAAGUUAGAUGUUUGCAUGAAAACACGGGGAGUUUAAUCUGCUUGACUCAGAAUUACUGUGAAAGGAUAGAGUAAGAGAGGGGAAGAGAAAGAAGGAUGGCAGCAGAGAGCUUUUAACUUGAGACAUGAAAGGAAAUUAAGAAGGUGAGCAGAAAUUUUUAUUUCAUUGCAAGCCCAAAGCUCCUUUAGCUGUUAAUGUGAGCUAUGAAAUUGUGGAGCUUCAUGCAGUGUUUCCCUUCCAGCAGAAGAGCACAGAGCUGGGUGCUGUCUGCAUUGAGAGUGUUAUGUACAGCUUUACUUUAGUGCCUUUCUGGGUCGGUGGCUCUCAAACAAUGCCACACAGAGCUGCUUUAGUUGUGUUUCCAUGAGUCAGUCUUCUCCCUGAUCAUAACUCAGUGUCCUAGAGAAUCUGCAGGCUUUUCUGACUGCUAAUCUCAAAGCAUUUGUGGUGUUCCUUGAACUCAGGUUGGUUGAUCAUGUGUACCUUUUUGCAGAUGCCAUUCUUCCUUACAAUUCAACCACAGUCAGAUUGUUGACUUCAUAAAAUCAAGUAAAAUUAGGCAGCUAAGUCCUUGUACCUUUAGCAUUGAAAGAAUUGAUAAUGCUCUCCUCAGAUCGUUCUGGCACUGCUCUCUCAGUAUCCAUAAUCUGUAUUAUUGUCUCAUGAUUACUGAUUUAUGCAAAGAUUUUUUUUCCAGGCAUAAUGUACAGUACAAUCAAGCAACUGCAUCAUUUGUAAUCUUUCAAAAUAUGUUUGUGCAGCAGAUUGUUUUACCUCUGCAUGCCAGAAAACAUAAAGGAAGGGGAAUGAUUGAGUAAAAUAGUGUAUUUAAAUAUACUUGCCAAACAAGCAUAUAUGGUAGUGGAGAUUUCUCUGGGUAUAUCAGGUAUCUGCUUCCAUAUGUGGGAAGGUUUGGUGAUGGUUUGAGCAUUUAUACAGUCAACCUCAGUGACAAUUGGGAGCCCCGAGGGAGGAGGGAACAGUCUGUUCAACAUUUGUGUAUUCCUCAUCAACUGACUGCACCUGCAAUCUUAAUCAUCAGCAAUCAGGUAUUUGGGCAUUUUGGAAAGUAGUAGCAGUGAGGAGCAGAGCUUGAGAAGACUCUGUGGAAAGAGAAAGAAGGCUAUCAUUCCUGAAGUGUGAGGAAAACCCUGAAGAUAUGUCUGUGUCUGAGCAUUGGCUAAGCUGAAUUUGGGGCUGAACACUAAGCAAGCAUGUAAAAGAACCUUGUUCCUGAGUGAAGCAACUGAUGAGUAUUUUCCUUCACCCGGCUGUGAUCAAAGGAUGCAAAAAGAAGGUGCCAUCAUGUGAAUGUGAAACACCUAAAUGAGAAACAGGACGCAUGGGAAGGCUGAGCUGAAACUGCUUGUGCACAGAAUGACAGACUGAUUUGCUACUGGAGACGAGAUUCUGGAAACCUUGUUCUUCCAGAGACUUCUGAGUGAGAGGAGAGGAGUCCGAGGAAGCACACAAAAGAGCGAUGGGAAUUGAGGGCCAUGGUUACCUGAGAUAAAUGGCAGAUCUCUGGGAGUCUCUCCUUGUAGCUGUUUGCUUUAGCUUUUUCUCUCUCUGCAGCUGCACUUUCUUUUUUGUGAGCCGCUGCUGGGCACUGCCACGGCGCCACUGGAGAUUCCAAGCGCGCCGUGGGUCCGGAGCGUGAGGACGGGGUGAGCCGCCCGCCUCACCAUGAUUCAGCUGUGGAAAGUGGUGCGGCACGUGCGACAGCUGGAGCUGCACAGAUUGAUCCUGCUGCUCAUUGCCUUCAGCCUGAUCUCCAUGUGCAUCCUGGCUUAUUACGUCACUAACAGUCCCAAAAUCAAGGAGCCGCCGCCCCUGCCCUUCAGUGACUGCAGCAGCCAGCACCGCAUCUUGAUCCCACCGCAAGCCAGCUGGAGGCUCACCAAGUCUGUGGACACAUCGCGCACAGAUCCCGUGGUGCUCGUCUUUGUGGAAAGCAUUUACUCCCAGCUUGGGCAGGAAAUAGUGGCCAUCCUGGAAUCCAGCCGGUUUAAAUACAGGACAGAGAUCGCCCCUGGCAAAGGGGAUAUGCCCACCCUGACAGACAAAGAUAGAGGACGCUAUGCUCUAAUUAUCUAUGAGAACAUCCUGAAAUAUGUGAAUCUAGAUGCUUGGAACCGAGAGCUGCUAGACAAAUACUGUGUAGAGUAUGGAGUGGGAAUUAUAGGCUUUUUUAAAGCUAACGAGAACAGCUUGCUCAGCGCACAGCUCAAGGGUUUCCCCCUUUUCCUACAUUCCAACUUGGGGCUGCGGGACUAUCACAUCAAUCCUAGUGCUCCCCUGCUCUAUGUCACCCGGGCUAAUGAGGUGGAGCAGGGUCCUCUGCCUGGUGAUGACUGGACUGUGUUUCAGUCAAACCACAGCACCUAUGAGCCAGUGCUGUUAGCCAGCACGAAAUCCUCGGAGUCCAUUCCUCACCUGGCCACUCACAAAGCAUUGCAUGCCACAGUGAUGCAGGACCUGGGUCUGCAUGAUGGGAUCCAGCGGGUUCUCUUCGGCAAUAACCUCAAUUUUUGGCUGCACAAACUCAUUUUCGUGGAUGCCAUUGCGUACUUGACUGGCAAACGCCUCUGUCUGACACUUGAUCGCUAUAUCCUUGUUGACAUUGAUGAUAUAUUUGUGGGAAAAGAGGGCACUCGCAUGAAAGUGUCUGAUGUAGAGGCUUUACUGAGCACUCAGAAUAAGCUGAGAACUUUAGUCCCAAAUUUCACCUUCAACCUGGGCUUCUCAGGGAAAUUUUACCACACAGGUACAGAUGAGGAAGAUGAAGGGGAUGACAUGCUGCUCAAGCACAGGAAAGAGUUCUGGUGGUUCCCUCACAUGUGGAGUCACAUGCAGCCUCAUCUUUUCCACAAUGUCACUGUGUUGGCUGAGCAGAUGAAGCUGAACAAGCAGUUUGCUGUGGAGCAUGGGAUUCCCACAGACUUGGGCUAUGCUGUAGCCCCCCAUCAUUCUGGGGUUUAUCCUGUCCACACACAGCUCUAUGAGGCAUGGAAAUCUGUUUGGAGCAUCCAAGUAACGAGCACAGAGGAAUACCCACACCUACGGCCUGCCCGGUACCGGCGUGGAUUCAUCCAUAAUGGAAUCAUGGUUCUGCCUCGACAGACCUGUGGUCUUUUUACUCACACUAUCUUCUAUAAUGAGUAUCCUGGUGGCUCAAAGGAGUUGGACAAGAGCAUUCGUGGUGGUGAGCUCUUCCUGACAGUGCUUCUGAACCCAAUCAGCAUCUUCAUGACACACCUGUCCAACUAUGGGAAUGACCGUCUGGGACUGUACACUUUUGAAAGCCUGGUCAAGUUUGUGCAGUGCUGGACCAACCUUCGCCUGCAAACACUGCCUCCAGUUCAGCUUGCAAAAAAGUACUUUGAAAUCUUCCCACAGGAGAAGAAUCCCUUGUGGCAGAAUCCCUGUGAUGAUAAAAGGCACAAGGAUAUCUGGUCGAAAGAGAAAACAUGUGAUCGACUCCCCAAGUUCCUCAUCGUGGGACCUCAGAAAACUGGCACAACAGCUGUGCACUUCUUCUUGACCAUGCAUCCAGCUGUGACCAGUAACUUCCCAAGUCCAUCCACCUUUGAGGAGAUCCAGUUUUUUAAUGGCCCCAACUAUCACAAAGGAAUUGAUUGGUACAUGGAAUUCUUUCCCAUUCCCUCCAAUGCCAGCACAGACUUCAUGUUUGAGAAGAGUGCCAAUUACUUUGACACAGAGGUGGUACCAAAACGUGGUGCAGCCCUGCUGCCUCGAGCCAAAAUCAUCACUGUUCUGAUUAACCCUGCUGACCGAGCCUAUUCGUGGUAUCAGCACCAGCGUGCUCACAACGACCCUGUGGCGCUCAAUUACACUUUCUACCAAGUGAUCUCUGCGAAGCCGCAGGCCCCGCAGGAGCUGCGCACCCUGCAGAGCCGAUGCCUGUUCCCCGGCUGGUAUUCCACCCACCUGGAGCGCUGGCUCACCUACUAUCCCUCUGGGCAGCUUCUCAUUGUGGAUGGUCAGGAGCUGAGACACAACCCUGCCUCUGUAAUGGACAAUAUCCAGAAGUUCUUGGGAGUUACGCCACUCUUCAACUACACCCAGGCCCUCAGAUUUGAUGAAGCAAAAGGAUUUUGGUGCCAGCUGCUAGAUGGAGGAAAGACUAAAUGCCUAGGAAAGAGUAAAGGAAGGAAAUACCCCGAUAUGGAUUCCUUGUCACGGCUCUUUCUAAGAGACUUCUACCGGGAGCACAACAUUGAAUUAUCCAAGCUGAUGAACAGACUGGGGCAGCCCCUUCCAACCUGGCUCCGAGAGGAGCUGCAAAACUCUAGCUGGAGCUGAGAGGGACUCCCUGGCCCCACUGCCAUUGGCAUGUGUGGUGCUCCAACGUGUGCAAUGAUGCCAUCUCCUGUCAAGCCAAAACAACUGGACAAAGGAGCAGAGAAUGUGCAGGUGGAGCCUCGCCCCACCCUUGGAAAGGGCUGCUGCCCUGACACUGCCUUGGGGCAUAGAGUGCAAGUCACAUUCUUGAGUAUUAAUGGUGUGCUACUACAAUUUGACUUUUACUUACAGGAAGGAUUUGAAAUGACUGCCCUACUUAGAGCAGGGGAGAGAGCAGAGUUAACACUUUGUGUAUUUUUAAAUUCCUUUUCUCAGUCUAUGAAACAGGCACGAGCUGGAGUUAAUGUGUUGUUCCUCUGAGCCUGGAAGUAAAGGCUGAAGAGGGGAGACAAUUGAGCCCACUGCUGAGAAAAGAGCAGCAGCCUAAUAAAAGGGGAAUCCAGUGCAGUGAAGCCCAGCUUUUAUCCGUAGUGUAUUGGCCACAGCGAGGCCCAAGAACACGCUGUUCUGCCCGUGCCCAUUGCUUACAGUGCCACUGCGUGGGGAGGGUGGGGACUGCACCUGCGGGGACGGGCACAGACCGGUAACUUAUCCCUCCUUAUCUGCAGGGCUUGGGGUGGGACACACUGUCUGCUAACUCUGGUCAAUGAAUUGCUUUGUGAUCUUAGAGAAAAGGUUUGCCACAUGUGGCAACGGGGCAAGUAUUUCGCUGCAGGGACUUAACACAUGUCAAAAGAUAAGCAAGGAGCAGUAAUGUCCCUGUAGAGCACUUGGGAGGUGUGUGUAAGUGCAGCCCAGCAGCAGGGGGAGGCAAAGCUCAGGUACUGUAAAAUAUGGCUGAUGUUACAGCUGAAAGCAGGUAAUUCAGUUCCCCAUGCCUGAUCAGCUUAAAAAAAAUCCCUUUCCAACAGUUCCAACACCCCUACCACAUAGUCCAGGUGCUAGGACUGUUUUAAUCUUCUUGCACGCCUAUGGUUCAGAUAUAAAGGAGCGGCUUUGCACCAGAAGUGGUUUCCUAUGCCUAAAAGGGCUUCUGCUUCUCCAAAGUACACUAAGGUACUUUGCCUCCUCCUGCAGUUAUUGGAUAAUUGGAUAAUUAUUCUCAGAGGAAAUCCUCCAUCAUGGUUGUACAUAUUUUCUUUGAGCCCUCCUUCCCAGGCACAGGUGGUCCUUGGAGAGUGCUGCAGUGGGGCAGGAUCCACAUGAACAAGUUAUGGAAACAUUCACAACUGUCACAAGCCACUUCUCUCUCAUCCAGAGAGAAGUUGCUUCAACGGAGCUUUUCCAUUGAGCCUUAGGUAUUGUGUAUUUCUGAAUGAAUGGUGCAUUUACCGUUGUAUGUAAAUGUAUAUAGUAUGCAAUAUAGUAUUUUAUUUCAUGUGCCCUUGGAAAGGGUUAUUUUGUGCAGCCAAAAAACAGAUGGAAAGACUAGAAACCCCUCUCUCAUUCCUCUUAGAGAGAAAAGCCCAACUUCCUGCACUUGAUUCAUGUAUAGCAUCAUUCACAUUGAAUGAUAAUGAAGAAAUUCUUGGCUCUCGAAGCUGAGCACAUGUGUCUCAAUAAAGGCUAGAAGUAGAAGUAAGUGGAGAUUCAAUAAAUGUACUACUUAUUUUUCUUC